GCAAGACACCUGUAUAUUUGUGACUUCCAUAAAAACUUAAUUCAGAGCGUGAGAAAUAGAAGAAAGAGGAAAGGCAGCGAUGAUGAUGGCGAUUCACCGGUGCAAGACAUCGACACUCCAGAGGUUGAUUUAUAUCAGUUACAAGUAAACACACUGAGAAGGUACAAAAGACACUUCAAGCUACAGACCAGACCGGGACUUAACAAAGCACAGCUCGUUGAAAUAAUUGGCUGCCAUUUUAGGACAAUUCCAGUGAAUGAAAAGGACACCUUAACAUAUUUCAUCUACUCGGUGAAGAAUGACAAGAACAAACCAGAUCUAAAGAUGGAUAGUGGGGUUCAUUAG
Molecule: messenger RNA, 345 nt
Organism: Eurypyga helias (sunbittern)
Lineage: Eukaryota; Metazoa; Chordata; Aves; Eurypygiformes; Eurypygidae
Gene: SAP30
Product: Sin3A-associated protein, 30kDa
Exons: 3
Biological process (GO): regulation of DNA-templated transcription
Cellular component (GO): histone deacetylase complex
Molecular function (GO): transcription coregulator activity; protein binding
Source: RefSeq, a predicted model, not a curated record